GUUGCGGGCUCGGCGUCGGCUCCGGUCGCGCGCCUCGGUGGCGGCGGUGGAGGUGGAGGCGGCGGCGUCGGUGCGGGCUCGCGGCGGCCAGCACCAUGUUCUCAGUGAGGAUCGUGACCGCCGACUACUACAUGGGCAGCCCGCUGCCCGGCCUGGACCCCUGCCAGGCCCACUUCCGAGAGGCCCCGGCCGGGCGGGUGCCCGUCGUCAGAGUCUUCGGCGCCACCCCCGCAGGUCAAAAGACUUGUCUCCACUUACAUGGUAUCUUUCCUUACCUCUACGUACCAUAUGAUGGUUUUGGACAGCAUCCAGAACACUAUCUCCGCAAAGUGGCAUUCAGCAUUGACAGAGCACUUAAUGUGGCUUUAGGCAAUCCGUCUUCUACUGUUCAACAUGUUUUCAAAGUGUCAUUAGUAUCUGGAAUGCCUUUUUAUGGUUACCAUGAAAAGGAGAGACAGUUCAUGAAGAUCUAUCUUUACAAUCCUGCAAUGGUUAAAAGAGUAUGUGAGCUUCUGCAAGGUGGAGCCAUAAUGAACAAAUCUUACCAGCCUCAUGAAGCCCAUAUUCCCUACCUCCUUCAACUCUUUAUAGAUUACAACUUAUAUGGAAUGAAUUUAAUAAACCUGGCUGCUGUAAAAUUCAGAAAGGCACGGAGGAAAGGUGAUAUAUCAGGUGCAAGUAAACAUCAUAGAAUUCAUUUUGCAGAAAAUUCAAACAGCACAUCUUUCAUUGAAUGGGAUGAAGAUGAAAUACCAAGUUCUUUAAUGUUGAAAGGUGUUGAGCCACAAAGUACCUGUGAAUUGGAGGUGGAUGCAGUAGCUGCUGACAUUUUAAAUCAACUGGAUAUUGAAGCCCAGAUUGGCAGAAACCCUGGUUUGCAAGCUAUAUGGGAAGAUGAGAAGCAGCGACGGAGAGAGAAAUGUGAAUCUUCUCAGAUUAAGACACCAGAUUCACAAGACCGUGGAUUUGUGCCAGCAACAGAGAGUGAAAAAUAUUUUCAGAAGAGACUUAAAGAAAUCCUCAAGCAAAAUGACUUCUCUGUAACGUUGUCAGGAUCAGUGGACUACAGUAAUGGAUCAGAGGAGUUCUCUGCUGAGCUAACACUACAUUCUGAGGUACUUUCUCCUGAAGCCUUUCAGUGUACACCAGCUAAUAUGGUAGAAGUGCAUAAAGAUAAAAAGAUGAACAAAGAAUCUAAUAGGAUGCAUACUGAUAAAGAAGAGGAAGCACUUAUUAAUGAAGAAGCAAUUUUAAACAUUGUGGAGAAUAGUCAGAGUUUUCAUCAUUUGUCUCAAAGACUGAGUCAGACUACAGUUUUUAUGAACAGUAGUGCUGAUGAGGCCAUGAUUGAUCUAUUGGCUGGUUUGGAGAGUGAUGGCUAUCAGAUGGGACAUCACAAAACACUCUCUCACCAUCAUUCUCUUGGAAGCUGUCGAAAUUCUCAGAACAGUGAUGAUGAAGAAAAUGAGCCACAGCGCGAGAAAGAGGAAAUGGAACUUAGCUUGGUAAUGUCGCAAAGGUGGGACAGUAGCAUUGAAGAGCCUGGGCCAAAAAGGAGGUCAGCUGGCAAAAGUAUGCAUCGAAGUUCAACAGAAGAGGAUUCAUCUUCAGAGGAAGAAAUGGAGUGGAGUGGUAGCAAUACGCUCCUAACUAAUCUCUAUAUACCUCAGUUAGAUGGGACUGCAGAUGAAAAUGGUGACAAUCCUUUGAAUAAUGAAAGUUCUCGAACUCACUCCUCCGUCAUUGCAACAAGCAAAAUGUCUGUAAAGACCUCAAUCUUUCACAAAGAUGCUGCUACACUAGAACCCCCGUCUUCUGCUAAAAUUACUUUUCAGUGUAAACACACAAGUGCCCUUUCUAACCACGUUUUGAAUAAUGAAGAUUUAGUAGAAGACCUCUCGCAACCAAACACGGAAACAAGACCUGAACUUUCAGUCCAUUCUCUUACAAAAGAAAGCACUUACACAGCAAAGUACCCAACAUCAUUCAGCAAUAGUACCCAUGCAGAAAACGCACAUAAAGAGAGUAACAAGAAAGAUACCCUCCCAGUUCCUUCAUGUGAAAAUAAUAUUUUUGAAUAUGAAGAUGAUAUUUCAUCAGUGAGCAGACAAAUACCUAGCAGGAAGUAUACUAGCAUCAGAAAAGCUGAAAAGGAUGUCUCUUUUAUGCAUGUGGCCCACAUUGGUGACAGCAUGUUGAAUAAAAACUCUUUUAACUUUUCUGAUUUGGGCCACUCUGGCCACUAAGGUAAAAUGUCCUCUGAAGUAAAUGAAAAAUCCAGCAGUGCAAGUAUAAAUAGUUUUUUUCCAGCAACAGUUACAGAAAAUUGUGAAUUGGUGUCUUGUUCAGGAGGCAGUCGAACUGUGGUACAUGCACUUGAAAAUAACACUGAUGAAGGUGGCCUUAAUAAGCUUAAAAUUAGGUAUGAAGAAUUUCAGGAGCAUAAGGCUGAAAAGCCAAGCCUCAGUCAACAAGCAGCACAUUAUAUCUUUCCUAGUGUUGUUCUUUCUAAUUGUCUCAGCCGACCACAAAAGUUAGCUCCUGUAACAUAUAAAUUACAGCAAGGCAACAAACAGUCCAGGCUGAAGCUGAAUAAAAAGAAACAUAGUUUUAUCAAUCAUCAGGAGCCUGCAACUGUAAUGAUGUUGUAUCAGUGAAGGAAAGCUGCUAUAACGCAAGGUAAUGCUUGUAGUAAUAUUCCUGAUAAGGAUAGUGCUUUACCUAGUGACUUAGUCCAAGUUCCUCUUGAGGCUUUUGAAAACAAAAUGCCUACAAGUACUGCUAAUUGUAAUGACUGCCGUGGAGAUGGAUCUCUUGAAACUGAGCAGUCAUUUGGAUUAUGUGGGAAUAAAUACACACUUCGAACUAAACGGAAGGUAAAUUAUGAGACUGAAGACAGUGAAUCAAGCUUUGUCGCACACAACUCAAAAAUUAAUCUACCUCAACCAAUAGAAAGUGUUGAAAGUUUGGAUGGGUCUCAGAAGUCUCGAAAACGUAGAAGACUUUCUAAAAAAUUGCCUGUUAUUAUUAAAUAUAUUAUCAUCAAUAGAUUUAGAGGGAGAAAAAAUAUGCUUGUUAAACUAGGGAAAGUAGAUUCUAGUGAGGAAAGAGUAGUACUCACAGAGGAAAAGAUGAAUUAUUAUAGAAAGCUUGCACCUUUAAAAGUUUGGCCAAAAGUUCCUGACUCUCCUGCAACCAAAUAUCCUAUUUAUCCACUAACACCAAAGAAAAGUCACAAAAGGAAGCAAAACAUAAGUCCACCAAGAAAAAAGCUGGAAAGCCGCAAAAAAACAGGUAGUAAAAAUAUUAAAAGAACUUUCUUCAGGAAAAGGACUCAUACAUUCUUCUCCUCCUUCAGACCAUAUAAUGCUGAAGCUGAAGACUGUGACUAUAACUAUAGUGAUGUUAUGUCUAAAUGUUUUCUUUCUGAGAGAAGCACAAGCCCAGUAAACACCUCCCCACCUCGUUGCUGGUCUCCCACUGAUCCAAAAGCAGAAGAAAUCUUGACCAACAUGGAUAGAGAAGCUUACAUACUAGAGUCCUAUAUGUACAACAGCAAGGCUGUUAAUUCUAGUGUAGGAAAAAAUAGUAGAGCAAAAACUCAGGUUAAAGAAUGUAAAAAGAAAUUUGCUGGCCCCACUGUAUCAACCAGAGAAAAAGAAAAAGAUGAUCAGGCUGAAACAGCAGAUGAUGGAAAGAAGAAACCUAGAACAAAGCAAAGACAGAAAACACAGAAAAAGUGUCCUCAAGAAAUGCGCAUGGUAUUUAAAGAUGAAAAGAAGUACUACUCACUCUACACAGAAGUGAAUUUUGUGCUGAAACGUCAAGAUCUGCCUGAGAUUUCGUACAGCGCACAGCCACUUCAUAAUCCGAAAGAUGGUCCUAUUCCUGGCAGUCCAGCAGGAUAUCUAACCAUCCAGGCACAGCUCCCUUCAGGAGCUGAUGCACAAGGUAAUUCGUCAGGCUGUUUUCAUUCAUUGAUGGAAAUUGAUAAGCCUAUAAUUGCACAGUGUUUACCUGCUCCUCGAGGAAGAGUCCUCAUGUCAUCUCUCGUGUCUACUCCUCCAGCAUGAAGGGAAGGUACCAAAAUGAGCUCUCAAAGGCCUAGGACUCAAAAUGCUGUAUUUAGAAUGAAGGAACCUGCUCUCAUUAAAAACAUAUUUGACCCAUCUAAUCACUCAACUCAGGUAACACAGAAUGUGCGCAUCUCUAAAGAUAAGACUUCUGUAAAAGCAGAAGAGAUAAAAAAUUUGCAAAAUAGGUAUUUACCGUCAGCUGGAAAAUUAAAUGAAGCUCGUGACUCUUUGGACGCAACAAAGAUGGAUCAGUUGCAUGCCACUAACUAUUUGCAUUGUAAAGACAAUAAUCAACAGCAGAUUUUUUGUUUACCAGAGGCUUCCAAGCAUUCUGAUCCUUGUUCUUCUAUUCUUAAGUCAUCUGAGGAAAGCCCUGGGCCUCUUCAGUUGCCGAAGAACUGUUUUGUAACCUCUUUGAAGAGUCCAGUGAAACAGUUAAAUUGGGAUCAAAACCAGAGAGGAUUUAUUUUCGACAUGUCACAUUUUAAACCUGAAACGGUAAAACAGAAACCUCUUUCAGAAACAACCAUGCAGCCAAAACCCAUCUCUCAGUAUAAAAACAGGACUAUAGUGGCCCCGUCAGUGUUCAGUGAAGGACAGUCUGGCCUAGCUGUUCUGAAAGAGUUGCUCCAGAAGAGGCAGCAGAAAGCUCAGAAUGCAAAUGUUACACAAGAACCAUUACCGGUUAAAACACAGCUGAGCAGAAGUACGCCGUGCCCCGUGGAACAGAAUAAAGCAGUCAAAAGGUCACGGACAGUCACAUCGCCUAGAAAAGCACGUGCUCCCAGGAAUACAAAACCUAAAGAAAAAUCAGCAAAACUUUCCAAAAUGGAGUCCUUAAGCCAGCAGGUCUCUAGUCGCAUCGAUCAUUCUGUUUCUGAUGACAGCCCCAUUUUUUUUUCAGACCCUGGUUUUGAAAGCUGUUACUCGCUAGAAGAUAGCUUGUCUCCAGACCAUAAUUACAACUUUGAUAUUAAUACUAUAGGGCAAACUGGAUUUUGUAGUUUUUACUCUGCAAGCCAGUUUGUCCCAGCAGAUCAAAAUUUGCCCCAGAAAUUUUUGAGUGAUGCAGUUCAAGAUCUUGGUUCUGGACAAACAACAGAAAAUGACUUUCUGUACCAUAAUGACCAAAAAUCUGAUGAAGAAAAACAGCAUUCGUCAAGCACAAGUAAGUGGAUAAGAUCUGGUUCUCUGAGUCCUGAGCUUUUUGAGAAAACGUCACUGGAUAAUAACGAGAACCACUGCCAUAGCCAAUGGAGGAAAAAUGUUCAUCCUUCAGCUUCUAGAUCUAACUCUGUCGAUACCUCUUGUACGCAAGAGACAGAGGUUUGUUUAAAUGAAAAGUUCAAAUUGAAUAGAAGUACGGUAAAUAAGGAGAGAUUUCUUAACCUUCCUCAGCCAACCAGCUCAGACUGGAUUCAGAGCCACAUGAGAAAAGAAACCACUUUUGAACCCUGUCAACCACUUGAUUCUGUUAAUACCUCCUUUGCAUCCAUAUUGUCUUCUCCUGAUGGUGAACUUAUAGACGCAGCCUCUGAGGAUUUAGAAUUAUAUGUUUCAAGAAACAACGAGGCAUUAACUCCAACUCCAGAUAGUUCACCAAGGUCUACCAGUUCUCCCUCACAAUCAAAGAAUGGAAGUUUUACACCUCGUACUGCUCACAUUCUUAAGCCGCUCAUGUCCCCACCCAGCCGUGAAGAAAUCAUGGCAACUUUGCUGGAUCAUGAUCUCUCAGAAACAAUUUAUCAGGAACCAUUUUGCAGUAAUCCUUCCGAUGCUCCAGAAAAGCCAAGGUACUAUUGGAGACGGCUUCUCACAGUAGAAACUAGACUUCCAAAUGACCUGCUUGAGUUUGAGGGAGACUUCUCAUUAGAAGGCCUACGACUCUGGAAGACUGCGUUUUCAGCAAUGACAGAAGGUCCUAGACCAGGGUCACCUCCUCAUUACGGUCACUCUACUGUUAAUAAAAGAGAAAGUAAUAGCCAUAAAACUAGUGAAGACAAAAAAAUAGUUAUAAUGCCAUGCAAGUGUGCUCCAAGCCAGCAACAAGUUCAGAUAUGGCUUCAUGCCAAAGAAGAGUAUGAACAUUUCAAGAAAUUGCCUAAGAAUCAUCCUGCUGAGCUGGAAAAGGCAGCUGAGAAUUUCAGCUCCACAGUAUUGUCUGGAGAGAAACCUAAAGAAGUAGUAAAAGCAGCUAAAGAUUUAAAUUUGUCAAGCCUGGAAGAUGAAAGACCUGUUGUGCCUACAAAGGAUUCUCCUGCUUCUGUGGCAGAUCCUACAAAAAUACAAACCAAGGAAAUGUGUGAUAAGUCUGUAAGUACUAUAGGAAAUUCUAUAAAUAUUAAAAGUGACAUAGACUCCAAUAAAACUCCAUCUGAAAGCAAGAUGCUUACUCCUUCAACACUAGAACGGGAUAAGGAGGAGGAGGAAGAAGAUUAUGUCAAUUAUAGUUCACCAGAUUCUCCAGUGCUUCCACCUUGGCAACAAGUAGCAUCUCCAGAUCCCAAGCAGUCCAAUGCAGAAGAUGCAGAGUGGAAAAGUCAGGAUGUUAUUUUGUCUUCUGUGGAAGAAAAUGAUGUAGCACUUGUUGGAAGUGCACAAAAUUCUCCGUCCACCCAAGAGGAUAUUAAGAUGACUUUUGACAUGUCUCCAUUUCCAGUUAUUGAAGAUCCUGGAAAUUCUGAAUCUGUUUGCCUACAUAGUACACCCAUUGUGCAGAGAAAAAAUAGUGAUGGAAUACCUGAAGUUUUGGGGUUUACUCCUUUAUCAACAGGUAACAAAACCCAGAAACUGUGUCAUAAGAGAGGAAGUAAUACUGAUGGUCUUCGAAGAGUACUUCUAACCUCACAAAUGAAGAAUCAGUUUGCUGCCCUUGGUGCUCCAAAGAUAGAGUCUUCUGAGAUUGAAGGACCAUCUUUAAAUAACACUUACGGUUUUAAAGUCAGUGUGCAAAACCUGCAAGAAGCAAAAUCUCUACAUGAGGUCCAACACCUUACCCUCAUCAGCAUGGAGUUACAUGCUCGAACCAGACGAGAUUUGGAACCAGACCCGGAGUUUGAUCCGAUCUGUGCUUUAUUCUAUUGCAUCUCAUCAGACACAGCACUGCCAAAUACUGAUAAAAAAGAAAUCACUGGUGCUAUUGUGAUUGAUAGAGACAGGACACUCUCAAGCCAAGGGAGCAGAGACCAAGCACCCUUGCUUACAAGAUCUGGAGUUACAGGACUAGAAGUCAGUUACGCUACUGAUGAAAGAACUCUUUUCCAGGAAGUAGUGAAUAUUGUAAAAAGAUAUGACCCAGACAUUUUGUUAGGCUAUGAAGUCCAGAUGCAUUCCUGGGGUUAUCUCUUACAGAGGGCUGCUGCAUUAAAUGUUGAUUUAUGCCAGAUGAUUUCUCGUGUGCCAGGUAAGAUAAUGAAGGAGAACAGAUUUGCAGCUGAGCUGGAUGAAUCUGGGUCAGAUACAAUGAGUGAAAUAAUAUUGGUGGGUCGAAUUACCUUAAAUAUUUGGAGAUGAUGGAGAAAUGAGGUGAAUCUAAUGAAUUACACCUUUGAAAAUGUGGGCUUUCAUGUUCUUCAUCAGCGUUUUCCUUUAUUUACUUUCCGAGUUCUUUCUGAUUGGUUUGAUAACAAGGCAGAUGUCUACAGAUGGAAAAUGGUUGAUCAUUAUGUUAGUCGGGUCCAUGGGAACCUCCAGUUAUUAAAAAAACUGGAUUUGAUUGACAGAACAAGUGAAAUGGCAAGACUUUUUGGCAUUCAGUUCUUACAUGUAUUAACAAGAGGCUCCCAGUAUCGUGUGGAGUCUAUGAUGCUACGUGUUGCAAAGCCAAUGAAUUAUAUUCCUGUGACACCCAGUAUCCAGCAGCGAGCUCAGAUGAAAGCCCCUCAAUGUGUUCCCUUAAUAAUGGAGCCAGAAUCCCGCUUUUACAGCAACGCUGUUCUUGUAUUAGACUUCCAGUCGUUAUAUCCUUCCAUUGUGAUAGCAUACAACUACUGUUUUUCAACCUGCCUGGGACAUGUUGAAAACUUAGGAAAAUACGAUGCGUUCAAAUUUGGCUGCACAUCUCUGCGAGUACCUCCUGACUUGCUUUACCAGAUUAGGCAUGAUAUCACAGUGUCACCCAGUGGAGUGGCUUUUGUCAAGCCUUCGGUAAGAAAAGGUGUGCUGCCAAGAAUGCUAGAAGAAAUCUUGAAGACUAGGAUAAUGGUGAAACAGUCAAUGAAGGCUUACAAGCAUGACAAGGCUAUAACUCGAAUGCUUGAAGCUCGGCAGUUGGGUCUUAAAUAUAUAGCAAAUUUUACAUAUGGUUACACUGCUGCUAAUUUUUCUGGAAGAAUGCCAUGCAUUGAGCUUGGUGAUAGCAUUGUCCACAAAGCCAGAGAAACAUUGGAGCGUGCUAUAAAACUGGUGAAUGAUACCAAAAAAUGGGGUGCUCACGUUGUGUAUGGUGAUACUGACAGCAUGUUUGUACUCUUGAAAGGAGCAACUAAGGAGCAGUCUUUCAAGAUUGGUCAAGAAAUUGCUGAAGCUGUAACAGCAACAAACCCCAAACCUGUUAAACUGAAGUUUGAAAAGGUUUACUUGCCAUGUGUCCUGCAAACUAAGAAGAGGUACGUGGGUUACAUGUAUGAAACACUGGACCAGAAGGACCCAGUAUUUGAUGCAAAAGGCAUAGAGACCGUCCGAAGGGACUCCUGUCCUGCUGUUUCCAAGAUACUUGAGUGUUCUAUCAAGCUGCUAUUUGAAACACGUGACAUAAGUCAGAUCAAACAGUACGUUCAGAAUCAGUGCAUGAAGUUACUGGAAGGAAAAGCCAGCAUACAAGAUUUCAUCUUUGCGAAAGAGUACAGAGGGAGCUCUGCUUACAGACCCGGAUCCUGUGUACCAGCCCUGGAAAUCACCAGGAGAAUGCUUGCCUAUGACCGUCGCUCUGAACCACGAGUCGGAGAGCGAGUGCCCUAUGUCAUCGUGUAUGGCAUGCCUGGACUGCCUCUGAUCCAGCUGGUGAGACGGCCCAUUGAAGUCCUGCAGGAUCCCAACCUGAGGCUGAAUGCCACUUACUACAUUACCAAACAAAUUCUGCCACCGCUGGCCAGGGUCUUCUCGCUGAUCGGCAUAGAUGUCUUCAGCUGGUACCACGAAUUGCCACGGAUUCAAAAAACUGCCUCCACUGCCCGCAGUGAGCUGGAAGGACGCAAAGGCACAAUCUCCCAGUAUUUCACGACCUUACACUGUCCCGUGUGUGAUGAACUGACCCAGUAUGGGAUCUGUAAUAAAUGCAGAAGCCAGCCACAGCAUGUGGCAGUGAUUCUCAACCAAGAAAUCCGAGAGCUGGAGCGUAAGCAAGAACAGCUGGUCAAGAUAUGCAAGAACUGUACAGGCUGCUUUGAUCGACAGAUCCAGUGUGUCUCCCUGAACUGUCCCGUACUUUUCAAGCUAUCCAGAGUGAGCAGAGAAUUAUCAAAGGCACCGUAUCUUCGCCAGCUACUUGACCAGUUUUAAAUGAUCUGUUACAGGAUUCCAGGUGCUAUUUUUUUUCAGUGUUUACCACACUAAGACUAUUGUGCAUGGUGCUUUUUCAACUCAUCUAGUCCAGGAUUUCCAUUUUAACUGUUGGGUUUGUUAUCUGAAGAAUAAUGAACACUUAUCCUAACUAAAUUAAAAAAAAUAAAUAAAUACAUUUGUUGAUCUAUGAAUAGCUCACUUUUUAAGAUGUACAAAUUCCUUCUUUCUUUCAUGUUUCUAACAUACUGUUUUAUAAUGCUGAUGUUGAAAUAGCUAUGUGUAACAUCUUGUAAAUCCAUUUCAAAGUAGAAGUCAAGUUUACUUCCUGGGGGAAGGAGCACUGAAAACCUUGAAACGAUAAAACCAUUAGUGUGUGUUCUUGAACUGUCAGUAUCAAGACGUGUUAUUAUAUAUUAUCCAUUCACUUUAUAAUUUUGUCUGCGAAAUAUUUUGUAAAUACACUUUUUUACUUUUCAAACAACUGAGUAAAAUAAUGUGCAAUGACUUUUAUACAGAUAAUUUUAAAGUUGGUUGGUAUAUCUCCUCCUAAGUUUUGCUUGAUUCCAAGUAGAUUGUUAUUUUGAUCAGACUGUGCAAACAGUAGUAUCAUGUGUAGCAUUUUGAAACAUUAUUUUCUAAAAAUUGCUGUCUUGCUUUAGCUAUUAAUGGGGCAUUGUGAGGAACUGUGCAAAGACAUUUUUGUUACAAACCUGUGGGACUGUUGCAAUACUUUAAAUAUAAAAUUUUAUUCCAUUUUUGCUUGUUUUGUAUAGACAUUUCUAUUGCUUCUAAAUAUGCUUAAAAUAUUUUCUUUCCUUAUGUACUGUACAGUUAAAUCUUAUUUGCCACCAUCUUGACAAAAUGUGUAUUUAGAAUAUUUGUAUAACUGUAUAAAAUGGAAAAGGAAUUAUGUGGUCAGUGCAUUGUUUUCUAAACUGGAAAUCAUUUUGUUUUAGAAGUUAAUAAUGGAAACCAUAUUAAAGUUGAAUAAAAUGAUAUGGUAAAAAUCUCUACACUGCUUCUUUGUAACACCCAGUUGCAGACACCUUUGUCUCCCUCGUUAUGCACAUGAAUAGCAUCAAAAGCAAGACUGCUGACAGCAGAAUUCACAAUUCAGUCUCCAGCCUAAACUUUGUGAUCUAAAACCACAGUAUCAAUUCCUGGAGGCCUUCUCCAAAGAGGAAGAGAAACAUUUCCAGUUGUUUUCCAUUAGUCUAAAAAGGAGUGAGUUUUAAAUUUAGAAGUCCAGAGUAGCUUUUAAAAAUAGAACAAAACUUUAUUUACAUAAAAGGAACCUGAGUGCCUCCUCCAGUUCAGAAUUUAUUACAUUCAAGAUACGAGUCAGUCUAUUAAAUUUCACACAAUACAGUACAAUGUAAACCCACAACAAGCAGAAUAAAACCUUUUCAUAUAUAACAGAACAUACGCAGGUUGCUAGGAGCUUUUAUGCAAAGUAACAACAAAAAAAAAAAAAUCAAGGCACAAAAUUUUGCCUGCUCUUGCAUUCUUGCACUGUAUGGUCAUUUACUGAGUAAAAGUGCAAAUGCCAGGACCAACGCCUUAGUGCCUGCAGUACAGUCCAGCAUCUGGGGCUGAUUCAGGGAUAAAUAAAAAUAUUACAUGACAUUUAACUCUUAAGACUUUACCUUUGACACUAGAGGAAAUGGGCACAUGACCGUCUUACACCCAUUCCUGUUUUCAUAGACAAAGAUACGAAUGUUAUUAAAUUCAGAUACCUAACCCACUGACCGCAGCUCUUGUCCCCUGCACUAGGAUGAGUCUCUAGCACAAACAAGGCAAUAGGAAGGUCAUACAGUUUACUGUAUUAAUUUCAACCCAUAACACUUAAAAGAGCCUCCAUAAAGCUUAAACACUUCUUUUACCCUUAACUUAAAAGGCACUGUAAACAGAUCCUCACUUUAACUGUAAGAUUACAUAUGCCAAGAAGUAAUUUAUGUUGGAAAUUUAAACAUAUGAAAACUAAUAUUCAUUUUCUAAAACAAGUCUUGAGGAGCACCAAAAAUCCAAUUAACUAGGAAGAAAGCUGCAGCCGUGAACAUCAAGGCUGGAGAACUGCUAUGGGCCGGCCUCAUCACUGCAAAUGUCUUCGAGCUGCUUUAAUCUUAAAUUGGGUUAAACAUUUCAUUUUCAUUAAAGGGCAGCCCCUGACAUUAAAAGCAUUGCAUUUAGGGAGUAAGGAGAGCACGUUAUAGAGGUGUAUGCCAUUUCAAGUCAAGUCUGAGGCCAGCAUUAAGACACUGAGGGCGCCAAGUCCUGGCAAAGACACCUCGCAAUUUAGAGGUCGUCCAGCCAAAAGCUCUUGGUAUCAGUCCAACACACUGCUACAUGCUGCCGCCCAAGACCUGUAGGUAAGUGCCACCGUGUCAUCCUGCUGCUGGUUUGUGCCGUUUACUUUCUGUAGAAGCAUGCACUGACCUUAGCGCUCCAGGCUGCGGCUCUGUGCCGUCUGCUCAGCGCUCAGCAUUUGUAAGGGGAACAACAAUGAUGCGCGCCUCAUAACUUCACGUGCCUUAGGUGGGCGUUAUCAGCCAGUAACUUCUUUUUGCACAGUAUUUUUACAUUUGUUGUAAUAUAUAUGUACAACAUACAUAUAUAUAUAGUAUGUAGCGUAUAUACACACGAAUUAUAUAUAUAGGUUAGAGCACAUUUCUUAAUGGGGGGGGGUCUUAAAUUUCAUUUCCUGUUUUCUACUACUUGAUUAUGCAACAUUUGUUAACUAUCCCUGAGAAUAAUCUUACCUGCAGGACAUUCCAAUUUGAAAUUUCAUUCAAAAAUUUGUGUAUGAAUUGAGAAUUAUUUAAAAAUCUUCCUGGUUUCAGGUAGGUUUCUUAAGCUAGGUUGUUGGGUUUUUUUUUCUGUCAACAUGAUCUCAGGUAUGUGGAGACUUUUGUAAAAUCACUAAAGAUUCCCACCACCAGAAGUCCCCAUUGCGCCAUUUUUAAACUGCUAAUUACAGUUACUUCUAAUUCAGACAGAAAGCCAGCCAAAGGUUUAGUAUUUUGGUAACUAUUCCAGCUAGGACAUUCAUGGGGUCUUGUAUUAAUUUUGCAAACAUAGUUAGGACUUUACCUGAAUUCAGAUAAAGCAGAUGGAUGGCUACUACGGUGGAGCACUGCCAUAUACCCAUUUCUGUAUCCGUUGUUGGUUGCCCUUUACUGAACCCAAAGGAUAACCUGUGAUCUCCCUGCGGGCAGAAGGAAAUAUUUCCCCUCUCCACCCACCAGCAGGAUUUGGGCAUACCAUCAGAUAACACUCCCUGAUCUCCAAAUAUGAAGCAGUUAUUACAGAGUGCAGGAGGGAAAAAGAAAACUUCAAGAAAUCUAAUCUUUAUCUGCACUCGUGCGAAUCAUUCUUCCUGCCAUGCCAUUUCAUUUAUUGUUAUUACAUGAAACUUACUGAAUGAGUAAGGCCAUGCAGACUUACUUUUGUUGAUCAAACCCUGUCACCUGUAGCAAGAAUGGGAUUUGGGCUUAUAAUUAGAAGCAUUUAGAAAAACUCUAAGCAGAAAAGAAAACCCUUGCGUAGCAAGUAAAACAAAUCCAUAUUUUAAAGUGCAAGUUCAUGCAUUGCACUGAAAAGAUGCCACAGAAGUAAGCACACAAGGAAAAGGAAAGAGGAAUCAGGCAAAUAUGCAAUGGCAUUUAAAUGCCUAUAGCAGCAGGACAAGGAGGCCCUUUAACAUCUCAAGAUUAAAAAGAAUAAAACAGUUUUCACUACAAGUAGAUUCCUGCUUCUUAUCAACUUCUUAAAAGAAAGGAAAAUGCCAUUAGGUUCCAGGUUAAACACUCAAAGGAUGAGAGAAGGAACAAAACAGACCUGAAAAUACAUCAAACAUCUAAGUUUCUGUGCUAUGUUACAUUUAGAGUUCUUUCUUGUGUUAGUAAAUUAAAGUUCUUAGCAAAAAAAAAA
Molecule: messenger RNA, 13508 nt
Organism: Cygnus olor (mute swan)
Lineage: Eukaryota; Metazoa; Chordata; Aves; Anseriformes; Anatidae
Gene: REV3L
Product: REV3 like, DNA directed polymerase zeta catalytic subunit
Biological process (GO): error-prone translesion synthesis; double-strand break repair via homologous recombination
Cellular component (GO): nucleus; zeta DNA polymerase complex
Molecular function (GO): nucleotide binding; DNA binding; DNA-directed DNA polymerase activity
Source: RefSeq, a predicted model, not a curated record